This is a messenger RNA of Pterocles gutturalis (yellow-throated sandgrouse), 192 nucleotides long. Its product is annotated as cystatin-like. NCBI's taxonomy places the organism in Eukaryota, Metazoa, Chordata, Aves, Pterocliformes, Pteroclidae. The record is from RefSeq and is a predicted model, not a curated record. Gene Ontology annotation, molecular function: cysteine-type endopeptidase inhibitor activity. The transcript has 2 exons. The annotation marks the transcript as partial.
AUCGUGUCUGGAAUCAAGUACAUCAUGAAAGUUGAGAUUGGCCGGACAACUUGCCCCAAGCCAGCAGCUGAUCUCCAGAGCUGUGCUCUCCAUGAGGAGCCGCAGAUGGCUAAGCACACCGUUUGCGACUUCGUAGUGUACACUGUUCCUUGGCUAAACCAAAUUAAACUGCUGGAGAGUAGAUGCGAAUAA